AUGCUGCAUUUAGAAAUCAAUGGUAUGAGACAUCAAGUGAUUAGUGGUAUGGGACAUCAACUAACCAAUAGUAUGGGGCAUCAAGUGAUCAAUGGUAUGGGACAUCAAGUGAUCAACAGUAUGGAACAUCAAGUGAUCAACAGUACUGGAUAUCAAUCUCUAGAGAAGUUGCAGUGGAAAAUACCAUAUUGCAAGAUGAAGCUUGGAAUAUCAUCUAAUAUGGUUCUGUUGGGUUUUCUCUACUUUGUACAGGGGCUCCCUUAUGGCUUUCAAACUGGAUUCAUGCCUGUAUACCUCCGUCAACAAGGGAUUUCACUCAGUGACAUCACAUUCUACAAACUGCUUUCAUUACCUUGGUUGUGUAAGGCUCUCUGGGCACCAUUAGUUGAUAAAUAUAGCACAAAACGGAAGUGGUUAAUCUACAGUAUGAGUUGCCUUGUGCUUACGUGUGCUAUAGGUACAAUCGUGACACCUAAAUAUAUCAUCAUGCUAUGCGUCGUGAUUGUUUUACUGAAUCUGUUUGUAUCCAUACAAGACAUUGCAGUUGAUAGUAUUGCGUUAGAAAUCCUAUGUGAUCAUGAACUAGGUCUAGGAAACACUAUCCAAGUCGUUGGUUAUAAACUAGGGUCUAUUUGUGGUGGAGGAAUCCUCGUAAUUCUUGCUGAUUAUUUAGGAUGGGGUGGAAUGUUUCUCAUAUUAGCCGUGAUUUACUUAGAAGCUGUGUUUUUCACUUACUUCUUGCCUAAAUUACGCCAUCUAGAAGCUCUGCAACUGUUGACGGCAGAAAGUGCCGAAAGUGGAACGAGCAACGCAGCAACACCAUUACUUAGUGAUGCAGAUAGUGAGAAUACGGCAUCCCCUUUACUGAACAAUGACAUACAGAAUCAAGAGCAUCAAAGUACAACUGAUAACGCUGAAAGUGAUAAUGUGUUUUAUCAAAGAAAACUACUGACUAAACCAGCUGCUGAUUCGAAACAUUUACGAGAUCUAACACGGACAGAGUCCUCCGAGGAUGAGGAAACUAUAGAUAUAAGUAGGCUGACACAUAGUUAUGUGCAACCAAGUGAAAUGAAAGACUGGAGGAAUAAAUUCAAGUUCCUUCAAGACAUCUGGGAUUCUCCAGGGACACGCUGGAUGAUGGGAUUUGUGCUCAUAUAUAAAUUAGGUGAACAAGGUGCUGUUGGAAUGUUUCCACUAUUCCUAGUAGAUAAAAAAUUCUCCACCACAGAUAUAGGAUUCUGGACUGGUGUCAUAGGUCAAACUAUUUCCAUAUUUGGAUCUAUAUUUGGAGGAUGGAUAAUAUCUCGCUUCAACUGGCCACCAUGGGAUGUGCUUUACCAGUUCUGUCUUCUGCGGUUCAUUCCUCUUGGGAUGCAACUCUGGCUCAUCUCAGUGUGGACGUGGGGGAUCGUCAACAAAAAUAUAUUAUUUUAUUCAGGUGCCAGUGCAAUGUGCUUGCUGCUGUUCAUAGGUGGCGUUAUAACCACUGCAACAUUCACAUUCAUGAUGCAAUGCUCACAAGAGGCCCCAAAGCCUAUCCAAGCCACACAUUACUCAACAUUAGCUACAAUGGAAGUACUGGGAAAACUGGUGUUCACCUCCAUUAGUGGAUAUUUAUGUGAUAUAUUUGGCUAUGGAUUAGUCUACUUCCUCUUUAUCGGACUUGCCCUGACUGUAUUGCCAUAUCUCAACAAAGUUCCAGAGGUUUUACUUCCGUAUGUAAAUUACAAUGAAGUUGACGAUAAAAUGCAAUAGUAGUAUAUAGGGAUGAAUCUCAGCAUUUACAUUAAGUAUUCAGUAAGCAUGUUUUAUCUUUUAAAAAUUCUAUUUUCGGUG
Messenger RNA from Owenia fusiformis, 1836 nucleotides. The record is from the annotation of a GenBank genome assembly. NCBI's taxonomy places the organism in Eukaryota, Metazoa, Annelida, Polychaeta, Sabellida, Oweniidae.